Drosophila teissieri is the source of this 508-nucleotide messenger RNA. RefSeq lists its product as uncharacterized. The transcript has a single exon. The record is from RefSeq and is a predicted model, not a curated record. Bases 214 to 483 code for a protein of 89 amino acids. NCBI's taxonomy places the organism in Eukaryota, Metazoa, Arthropoda, Insecta, Diptera, Drosophilidae.
CUGGGAUAUCCUUGAAGGAUGCGGCUGAGGACCUACGAAACUGGACAGUGGUCAGCGCAUUGGUCAGUCACGCACGUAAUUUUGGUAUUACCCCUUCGGGACGACAGCUCGCAACGGGAUAGGCAGAGUUCAGAGGUCACCACCGUACUUUUUCCCGUUUCUUCUCACAGUCCGAGCAGCAGGAAACUUAAGACGUUUUCACGUUGAAUUCUAAUGAUUUUUGUAUUCAAAUGCGGAUUGCUCCAACCAGUUUGGGCAGUUGCCUUAGCACCCAAGGGAGUGUCCCCUGAAUGGCAAGGCGCGCAUCCUGCUGACGGCGGGAUUGGCCCAUCGUCCAUCGGUCAAGUUGUGUGCGAAUCGCAUCCAAAAUGGCCAAUGUCCCAAGUUCGGACUUCGCUUUCAUUACUGCCAACUCUUUUUGUUCGGUGGCCCCGACAAAGGGGUCAAUUUGAAAGGGCAACAGUUGAUGUUCAGGGCGCAUGAGUUGAGUCCUGACAUGGGUGGCCAU